AUCUUACAGUCGUGAGAAACGAUGUCGGCGAUCCGCAACCAAAAGCCUUUCCAGGCACAUCGUUCUGUCACGCGCCGGCCAUCCGUCCGUUCCUAUGCUGCUGCAAAGCUUUACAGUAAUCCUGCCAGCCGCGGUCGGAUCAUUGAAUGGUAUAUUCAGGAGCUGGGCGUUGCGGGUGAUGUCAAUGUUGUGAAUCUUGAUAUGCGCGAACAGCGUGAACAUAAGUCGGAUUGGUUCAAGCAGGUUAACCCGUUUGGCAAGAUUCCAGCCCUAGAGGACGGCGAUCUCAAGCUGUUCGAGAGCGGCGCCAUCCUGCUAUAUCUGGCUGAAAAGUACGGCGAGCUCCGUACUCCCUCUCAGCGGGCGCGUGCAGCUCAGUGGACGCUGUUCGCCAACAGCACCAUGACACAAGCCGUGUUCGUGGAGCAGUGGCGCGAGCGGUCCAUGCCGGAUCUGUUCCGUACAUUGGACGAGCUGCUGUCGCGCCAAGAAUACAUCGAGGGCGAUUCCUUCAGCGUGUCGGAUGUGGCUGUUGGUGCCUACUUGCUCUACAUCCCCGCUUUCUUUCCGCAGCUCGACCUGAGUCCCUAUCCCAAUGUGCUGGCCUACAUGAAGAGGAUGUCGGAGCGCCCCGCGUGCGCGGCCACUGUGGCUGCCAGGGCGACGCAGAAGAAGACCGAGGAGGUGGCCCCUGUCCAUACCAAGGCGUGAUGCUGAGGUGGACCCAGCUGCGCUGCUAGGAGGGAUCUGUUUUUACAAGCAUGGUUACUUUAUGUACUUGUAGAGCUGGGCGAUUUGGUCGUUUGUGAUGGUCAAAAUAUGCAUUCAGCUGGAUUUCCCUAAGUCCUUGGACUGUGGCUCUCGGGACACGAACUUGUACGCUGCACGGCCCGCGUUGAAGGUUGCGUAUCCGGCGAUACCUAUUGCGGCGACCAGCAUGAGUCCCGCUGUAAUGCGGACUGCUCGAGUGUGUCUCCGGAAGCCGUUCGAGGUUGGUUCGAACAAGCCGGACAUUUUUGCUUUGCCCUCCGUCCGAAAGGAAGCAGCAACAGUGCAGGCAUUGUGCUGGUAAAUUUGACGUGUAAAAUUUAAGGUACCGG
This is a messenger RNA of Volvox carteri f. nagariensis, 1100 nucleotides long. RefSeq lists its product as uncharacterized. NCBI's taxonomy places the organism in Eukaryota, Viridiplantae, Chlorophyta, Chlorophyceae, Chlamydomonadales, Volvocaceae. The transcript has 6 exons. The coding region runs from base 22 to 711 and encodes 229 amino acids. The record is from RefSeq and is a predicted model, not a curated record.